AUGGGCAGCCUACCGGACCUGACGGAGCGAUCGCGGCCGCACAGCAUCCGCCCCGCCGCGCGGACCGUGUCCGACCCCCAUCGAAACCGAGCUGUCAUCUCACAAAUUCCAGUCAGCACGAUAUGCAAAAAAGAAUGGCCGUGGAGGAAAUCCAAAAUUCCAAACAAAGUACCUGCUGUCGUUGCCAAUCGCCGGAGGGAAUCCGCUGCAUCAUCAGUCGGAGCUGCCUCCGUUCGUCGUCUCAUAACGAGACAACCACCCCAAAUACCCAAACCUCUUGUCUCACGGUUCACUCUUCUUUGUAUAGCCAAUGGUCUAUUUUCAACAGCUCUGUUACCAUUCACAGCUGUCGCCGGUGCAGAAGCCGGAGCACUGCCUUUAGCAACUAUGCACACAGUUGCAGCAAUAAUAGCACCUUUUUCUCCUCUAAUUCUACAAAAAUCAGGAACCCGAAUAGUUAUCACAGUAGCUCACGUACUGGUCUGCAUACUUUUUAUUGCACACACUGUAGAAACUCCUUUGUCAAUUUUACUACCAUUAUAUGCUAUUUGUGGCAUAACUUUGUCGCCGAUGUCACUAGCUUUAUCUGUAUCUGCGACAUCUCUGGCGCAAGCUGUCGGCGAUGAGUGCAGGCGAAGAAUUGCUUUACGAAGAGCGUUAAGAGCGCUCCGAGCUGCUCAAGAUUUAGGACUCAUGUUUGGAUCACUCCUACUGGGCGGAGCUUUAUUAAUUUGGCCCGAAAAUCUUUUAGUGCCAGUACCAAAUUUACCAACCAACUUAUCUUUGUCUAAAUGGUCAAUAGAUGAGUCUUUGGACGAUGAUUAUGAGGAAAGAACAUGUGGCUCAGCAGGCUGCCCAGGAGUUCAAUUUUUAUUGGGAUCUUCAUUGAGCUCGGAAGGUCGUAGGUUCCUCGUAGCUCUUUGGGCAGUAUUGGCUCUAGCUGCAGCGUGUCUCGGGCUGUAUGGGGCGGCAUCAACACCAGCUCCACCUCCAGAUGCUCGCUCAGUGAUAAGGGAUCCGAGAGCGUUGCUUGGAGCUCCCAUGGGAUUAUUUAUCGGUCUUCAACAGGGAUUUAUCUAUACGUCUUAUAUUAAGUGGUACGGGGUAUGCGUGGGGGGGUGGAGUGGUGCAUGGAGGGCUCUGUGCGGUGCUGGGGCACUGCAAACCCUAGCCGCAGCAACAUUGAGUAUGGCAGCGGCUCGAGGCCGGCGUGGGGCUCUAGCCGCAGGAGGAGCCGCGGCACAUGCAUCACUUCUCCUAGCUUUACUGCGAUGGAGAGCGGCCAGAAGUGAUCUAGCCCUACCUGCGGUCGCAGCUGCCGCCUGGGGCGCUUGUGCAGCACUGUGGGAUGUACUACAGGCGGGUAUAUGCGUCGGUGGAGGAGGCUGGCGGGGGCCGUGGUCAGCCAUAUUGGCAGCACGGCACGCUGGUCUAGCACUAGCCUGUGCAGCUCGUUCACUCCUGUGUGUGCGCACGCAACUUGCCGUGCUAGCGCUUGCACUUGCGUCUGCGCUCGCCUCACACGCCGUGCUCGAAUUGCGCAUGCGACGUACUGAGCGACACCGUUCC
This is a messenger RNA of Brenthis ino (lesser marbled fritillary), 1569 nucleotides long. Lineage: Eukaryota; Metazoa; Arthropoda; Insecta; Lepidoptera; Nymphalidae. The record is from the annotation of a GenBank genome assembly.